Molecule: messenger RNA, 1572 nt
Organism: Cotesia congregata
Lineage: Eukaryota; Metazoa; Arthropoda; Insecta; Hymenoptera; Braconidae
Source: the annotation of a GenBank genome assembly
AUGGGCCCGGCCGAUGGGACUUGUUUGCUGCGCUUGCGCGUUCGACACCAGCGGCCCCAGCCAGAGAAGCAAAAGACUCUGAGUGGCAUAGACGACUGGUAUCGUCGUGGUGUUGAUACGUCAAAGGUCGCUAAAAAAUGGAAACCCGGUUCCUGUGAGAACUGUGGCGCUGAAGACCACAUAAAGAAAGACUGCUUCGACAGACCUCGGAAAGUAGGUGCGCGCUGGAAUAACAAAAACAUAGCACCCAACAGUUUUGCGCAACCGAGCUUGUCAACGGACUAUGAUGGAAAGCGCGACCGAUGGGCAGGUUACGAUCCUGCAGAGCAUCGCGCUAUCGUCGAGGAAUACCAGAAGAUUGAGGAUGCCAAGAGAGAGAUACGUGCUGAGAAGCUGAACACUGGAGAAGACGACGGUGGCCAGGACUCCGACAAAGAUGAGGACAAAUACGUCGACGAAGUUGACAUGCCUGGGACUAAAGUUGACUCCAAGCAACGUAUUACUGUCCGUAAUUUGCGAAUCCGUGAAGACACUGCCAAGUAUUUGCGUAAUUUGGAUCCAAACUCGGCUUACUAUGAUCCUAAGACGCGUUCUAUGAGAGACAACCCUUAUGAUGGAAAGAGUGCCGAGGUGGAUUAUCAAGGAGAGAACUUUGUAAGGUUCACUGGUGACACCUCCAAGCAUGCAAACGCUCAGCUGUUUGCUUGGGAUGCCUAUGAGAAGGGUGUUGAUGUUCAUUUGCUUGCUGAGCCCACCAAGUUGGAAUUAUUGAAGCAGGAGUAUGACAAAAAGCGUGACGAGCUGAAGAAUGAAGUUAAGUCUAGUAUUAUCGAGCGUUACGGAGGCGAGGAACAUCUGAAGCAGCCAGAUCUCGACCUGGUGUCAGCACAAUCCGAACACUACGUUGAAUAUUCCCGGAGUGGAAAAGUUAUAAAAGGUCAAGAGAAACAGAUUAUUCGCUCGAGGUACGAAGAAGAUGUCUUUAUGCAUAACCAUACGUCGGUCUGGGGCUCCUGGUGGUCUAAAGGACAGUGGGGAUACAAAUGCUGUCAUUCCUAUUCUAAGAAUUCUUAUUGCACUGGUGAAGCUGGAAUUGCUGCUGCUGCUGAAGCAGCUCAGAAUGUGACUGCUCCGUCGAGAUCCGGGGAAGUUGACGAGAAAGAAGAACCAAAGAAGAAGAGUAAAAAACAAAAGGAUGAAUCGAGUUCCAGUGAUUCGUCAUCAUCGUCUGAAGAUGAGGAGGACGAGGAGGAAAAGCUAGAAAAUACAUCCAAGAGUGAGCGUAAGAGUUCAGCUAAAAAAGAAAAGCGGAAGCGGCAUAAGGAGAAUCUAAAGCACAAGAAGAAGCUCAAACGUGCUUUGAAAAAAGAAGAGGAACAUCAAAGGGAAGUUGAUAGGCUCAUGACAAUCGACGAGAGGAAAAGACCGUAUAAUUCCAUGUACCAGGUCAAGGAGCCUACUGCUGAAGAAUUGGAGGCUUUCCAGAUGAAGCGGAGACUUGAAGAAGAUCCCAUGUUGCAAUUUAACUUAUAUCUGUUAAUUUCACCUGGAGCUUUUUUACCUUACUCUUGA